AUGGCAGGCGAAAGCACAUCUACUUACCCCCAGGCUUCGCAAGCCCCCCGCAAGCGCAAGCUGUCGGCCAACUACGAUGGCCCAGGUCCGUCAGCGAGUAAUACCACUGGCGCCUCCGCCGAUGCGUUGGUGGGUUCACAAGAAUAUAAGCAGGUUGCCGGUGAGAAGCCCAAGAAGCCGCGCAGGAGCAGAGGUCAAGACGAAGAGAAGAGACUCCGCAGGUUCCGCCCAAAACCACCGCAAAGCUUCAAUGAGAUCUACCACCGUGCAACAUCCCAACGAUUUUACGUCUUAAACAGAUCUCGAUGUGGCACCGCAAAGUGCCCAGAGGAACGUGUUGAGCUCACAGGAUCUACUGGCAACAUCUAUACAGUACAUAUCAGCCGUCGACCAAGCUGCAACUGUCCGCACGCUGAGCAGGGGAACCAAUGCAAGCACAUGUUAUACGUAAUGUCACGCGUUCUCCGGGCACGGUAUGAACUCGUCUAUCAGCUGGCACUGCUGUCAACAGAGCUUGUCGAGAUCAUAGCAGGCGCGCCUCCGAUCGAGGUUGGCGAUGAUGCUGAGAAGCCCAAGGAAGACAAGAACCGCAAGGCAGUUGAGGGUGAUUGUCCCAUCUGCUUCAUGCCCUUCGAGGACACAGAAGCAACUGUGUAUUGUCGCGCGACUUGUGGUCAGAAUAUGCACAAACAAUGCUUCGAAAUGUGGGCAGCAACAAAGUCUCGCGACAGCGUCACCUGCCCCAUGUGCCGGACAAAAUGGCAAGGCGACGAUGAUAUGGUCAAGAAGAUCCGGAACACAGGCGUGGUAGGCCGAGAUGGCUAUGUCAAUGUUGCUGAUCAGUUGGGCAUCAGCAGGAUACAAGUACAUAUUACUCUGGACGACGUCGAGGUUAUGGGCACUACAGAUCGUGGCCUGACGAUGGAACUCAUCACAAGCUCAAAGCCUUAUGAAUGUGCGGUAGCAAUUCUAAUCAGCAUCAAGAACAGCUAG
This is a messenger RNA of Neoarthrinium moseri, 993 nucleotides long. RefSeq lists its product as uncharacterized. The record is from RefSeq and is a predicted model, not a curated record. Lineage: Eukaryota; Fungi; Ascomycota; Sordariomycetes; Amphisphaeriales; Apiosporaceae. Gene Ontology annotation, molecular function: zinc ion binding; ubiquitin protein ligase activity. The transcript is spliced from 3 exons. Bases 1 to 993 code for a protein of 330 amino acids.